Momordica charantia (bitter melon) is the source of this 2381-nucleotide messenger RNA. RefSeq names its product Tetratricopeptide repeat (TPR)-like superfamily protein. The record is from RefSeq and is a predicted model, not a curated record. Gene Ontology annotation, molecular function: protein binding; zinc ion binding; RNA binding. Gene Ontology annotation, biological process: RNA modification. Lineage: Eukaryota; Viridiplantae; Streptophyta; Magnoliopsida; Cucurbitales; Cucurbitaceae.
AUUAAAAAAAAAACCCUUUCUAAACCACACAUUCGCAUAAGGCCCACGCUAUAACGAAGAACAAAUAAAGCGACCCAGCUGCUGACUUGGCAAAAUAUAAGUGGUUCAAACGGAAAAGAAAUAUCCCAUAAAACCAGCCCCUGCCAACAUAUUAUCCUAUCCACAAUCCACAUCUCCCAUAAUCUAACACUUCUAUUUUUCUCUGGCCACAAUUCUGUUUUGAAAUCUCAUGGAUGAGAUUCAGAGCCCCCAACUUUCUCAUUUCACCGUUUCCUACCCAACAACCAAAACUUUGCAAAAUAUUCAAACAUCUGGGAUUUACCUGCCGAUUUCAGUUCAGAAAAUACCAAGUUCCCCAUUCAAAGAAAGCUUGUUUCCAUCAGUUUCGACGUCUCUCGAACCUCCCGGCCGAUCGAUCGAUCGAUAAUCCAUUUUUGUUUGUUUUGCUUUUCUGUAGAUUUGGAUCCCAAGAUCAGAGGAAGAAGUAAUAUGGUGAGGACAAGAGGAUGAUGGGGACAUCAGUCCUUAACCAUAACCCUCAUUUAUUGCCCUCAAAAGAUCUACCACAGAGUUCAGAGUGCAGUUUGAAGCAGAAGGAGCAGGAAUAUUUGUGCCUUCUGAAGAAAUGCAGGAGCUUAGAAGAAUUCAAACAAGUUCAUGUUCAAAUUCUGAAGUUGAGUAUUUUCUGGGAUUCUUUCUGCUCAAGCAGUCUUUUAGCCACUUGUGCUCUCUCAGAUUGGAGCAGUAUGGACUAUGCCUGCUCCAUUUUCCAGCAAUUGGAUGAACCUACCACAUUUCAUUUCAACACAAUGAUCAGGGGACAUGUUAAUAACAUGAACUUUGAGAAUGCUCUAUAUAUGUAUGAUGAUAUGCUUCAGAGAGAAGUCGAACCAGACAAUUUCACGUACCCGGCGCUUCUCAAGGCUUGCGCCCGGUUAGCAGCAAUGGAGGAAGGAAUGCAGGUUCAUGGUCAUAUAUUAAAGCUUGGUCUCGAAGAAGAUCUCUUCAUACAGAAUAGCUUAAUCAACAUGUAUGGGAAGUGUCGGGAUGUCGAACGGUCUUGUGCUAUUUUUCGGCGUGUAGAGCAAAGAAGUGUGGCUUCUUGGAGUGCCAUAAUUGCAGCUCAUGCUAGUCUUGGAUUGUGGUGGGAAUGUUUGAUGUUAUUUGAGGAUAUGAGUAGUGAAGGAUGUUGGAGGGCUGAGGAAAGCAUAUUAGUCAGUGUACUCUCUGCUUGCACCCAUCUGGGUGCCCUUCAUUUAGGAAGAUGUGCACAUGGCUCCCUGUUGAGGAACAUCACUGAACUAAAUGUUACAGUUAUGACCUCCUUAAUUGAUAUGUAUGUGAAAUGUGGGUCUCUACAGAAAGGAUUGUGUCUCUUCCAAAACAUGACCAAAAAGAAUCAACUAUCCUAUAGUGUCAUAAUCUCAGGGCUUGGCUUACAUGGACAUGGUAGAGAAGCUCUAAAAAUUUUCACAGAAAUGAUUGAAGAAGGCUUAGAUCCUGAUGAUGUUACCUAUGUUGGUGCGCUCAGUGCUUGUAAUCAUUCUGGCCUUGUCAAUGAGGGUCUCCAUCUUUUCGAUAGGAUGAAAUCCGAGCACGGGAUUGAACCAACAAUGCAGCAUUAUGGCUGCAUGGUAGACCUCAUGGGACGAGCUGGUAUGCUUGAGGAGGCGUUUGAGCUUAUCCAAAGUAUGCCUAUAAAACCGAACGAUAUUGUUUGGCGGAGCCUUCUAAGUGCCUGUAAGAUUCACGACAACUUAAAAUUUGGUGAGAUUGCUGCAAAGAACUUAUUCCUAUUGUCUUCACACAAUCCUGGCGAUUACCUAGUUCUGUCUAAUAUGUAUGCAAGAGCUCAAGAAUGGGAGAAUGCAGCUAAGACCAGGACAAAAAUGGUCAACAAUGGCUUGAUCCAAACACCGGGAUUUAGCUUGGUGGAGGUGGAAAGGAAGGUAUACAAAUUUGUUUCACAGGAUAAAUCGAACUGUAAAUCGGGAAAAAUCUACGAGAUGGUUCACCAGAUGGAAUGGCAAUUGAGAUUUGAAGGCUAUAUGCCAAAUACAUCAGAGGUGAUGCUUGAUGUAGAUGAAGAAGAAAAGAGAGAGAGAUUGAAAGGUCAUAGCCAGAAGUUGGCUAUAGCAUUUGCUCUCAUUCAUACAUCACAAGGAUCUGCAAUAAGGAUAAUUAGAAACCUGAGAAUGUGUAAUGACUGUCAUAUAUACACUAAAUUGAUCUCAAUGAUCUACGAAAGAGAAAUUAUUGUAAGAGACCGGAAUCGGUUCCACCAUUUUAAAGAUGGAAAUUGCUCUUGUAGGGAUUACUGGUGAAUCACUGAACUGUUCAGCUAUGAUUUAUGGGAGAAAAAUUUUCCCUUAUAUUUUCAA